This is a messenger RNA of Brassica rapa (field mustard), 2875 nucleotides long. RefSeq names its product G-type lectin S-receptor-like serine/threonine-protein kinase RKS1. Gene Ontology annotation, biological process: recognition of pollen; protein phosphorylation. Gene Ontology annotation, molecular function: ATP binding; protein serine/threonine kinase activity. The record is from RefSeq and is a predicted model, not a curated record. Gene Ontology annotation, cellular component: plasma membrane. NCBI's taxonomy places the organism in Eukaryota, Viridiplantae, Streptophyta, Magnoliopsida, Brassicales, Brassicaceae.
AGUUUCUCGUACCCUUGUUCUGAAACAAACACUGAAAUGAAGAUCGUCUUCUUCAAUUUUUUCUUCUUUCUCUCCCUCCUCCAGUCUUGUGUCUGUGACGAUACGAUCAUGAGAACACAGUCCAUGAGAGAUGGUGAUGUCAUAUUCUCAGACGGGAAGAUAUUUGCAUUUGGAUUCUUCAGCCUUGGAGUUUCAAACCUCCGUUACGUCGGGAUUUGGUAUGCUCAAGUCUCUGAGCAGACUGUUGUAUGGGUUGCUAACAGAGACAGUCCCAUGAACGACACGUCUGGGGUGAUAAGGUUCAGCAGCAGAGGGAAUCUCUGCAUCUAUGCAUCAGUCAACACAACAGAACCUCUCUGGUCGACUAAUGUUUCAGACAGUGUCCCGGAACCAACUCUAGUUGCGAGACUCUCUCCUCUAGGGAACCUUGUUCUCCUUGAUACACUCACAGGGAGAGGUUACUGGGGGAGCUUUGAUCAUCCGACUGACUCUUCUCUUCCGUUUAUGAGGUUGGGUUUCACACGAAAAGACGGUUUGGAUCGCGUUCUGACGUCUUGGAAAUCUCCUGGUGACCCUGCUUCUGGAACUUUCUCGUUACGGAUAAAUCGCACGGGGUUCCCGCAGCUGAUUCUGUACAAAGGUCUGACCCCAUUGUGGCGUACGGGGUCGUGGACCGGGUUGAGAUGGAGCGGCGUUGUCUUCCAAAUCUUGUUUGUUAAUAAUCAGGACGAGGUAUCGAUGACUAACCGCGUGAUGGAUGCUUCAGUCAUAACAAGAAUGAUGGUGAACGAGACAGGAAAGGUGCAACGUCUCACAUGGAGCGCAAAGGAGAAGAGAUGGAAUGUGUUCUGGUCAAUUCCUAAAGAGGAAUGCGACAAUUAUGCACACUGCGGCCUUAACGGUUACUGCCGUCCCACAAGUUCAGAAGCGUGCACAUGCCUGCCUGGCUUUGAGCCAAAGAUGCCCCGGGAUUGGUUAUUGAGGGACUACACGGGCGGGUGUUCGAGGAAAAACGAAACUUCACUAUGCCGUGAGAAACAAGGCUUUGUGAAGUUAACGAACACGAAGAUUCCCGACACGUCAGUUGCACGUGUGGAUAUGAACAUAACAUUGAAGGAGUGUAAACUGAGGUGCUUACGGAACUGCUCUUGCGUCGCUUACGCAAGCGCUUACCACGAGGGUGUGGGAGGAGAAAAAGGGUGCUUGACAUGGCACGGUGAUAUGUUGGAUACAAGGUCACUCUUGAGUUCUGGACAAGACUUCUACAUACGUGUAGACAGGGAAGAGUUAGAGCGGUGGAACAAAAAUGGCUCAUUAGGGAAGAGGAGAGCCAUUAUCAUUGUCAUCAGUGUGAUUGCAGCCUUGAUGUUACUAGCUGUCAUUUCGUUCUGUUACGUAAGGAAGCGACGAAAGUCGAACAGGGAUAGAAGAUCCUCAACAACCUUGGCUCCAGGUUCUUUUGAUAUUAGUGACACAUUCAGAUUUGAAGAGGAUCAGGGGGGGAGAGAAUGGGAGUUACCUCUCUUUGAGCUUAACACGAUCGCUACAGCGACGAACAAUUUCACUUUCCGUAACAAACUUGGAGAAGGUGGUUUCGGACCCGUUUAUAAGGGGGUGUUAGAAAACGGUAUGGAGAUAGCAGUGAAGAGGUUGUCGAAAAACUCAGGCCAAGGAAUGGAAGAGUUCAAGAACGAGGUCAAGCUGAUAUCAAAGCUGCAGCAUCGAAAUCUAGUGAAGAUGUUAGGAUGUUGCGUUGAAUCAGAAGAGAAGAUGUUGGUAUACGAGUAUUUACCAAACAAGAGCCUAGACUAUUUCAUAUUCCAUGAAGAGCAGAGAGCAGAGUUGGAUUGGCCUAAACGGAUGGAGAUAAUAUGCGGGAUUGCUCGCGGAAUCUUGUAUCUUCAUCAAGAUUCAAGACUGAGGAUCAUCCACAGAGACCUCAAGGCCAGCAAUGUACUGCUUGACAACGAAAUGAUCCCCAAGAUUGCGGAUUUUGGCAUGGCGAGAAUCUUUGGGGGGAAACAAAUCAGAGGAAGCACAAAUCGGGUCGUCGGAACAUAUGGAUAUAUGUCACCUGAGUAUGCAAUGGAGGGUCAUUUCUCCGUUAAAUCCGACGUCUACAGCUUUGGAGUAUUGAUGUUAGAGAUCAUAACAGGAAAGAAAAACAGUGCUUUCCACAAGGAAUCAUCGAACCUUGUUGGACGUAUAUGGGAUCUAUGGAACAAAGGUGAAGCAACAGCUGUCAUAGACGACAAACUAAUGAAUCAAGAUAUUAAUGAUGAGAGCGAAGUGAUGAAGUGCGUACACAUUGGGUUGCUUUGCGUGCAAGAAAAUGCUUCGGAUAGACCAGACAUGCCCUCUGUUGUGUCCAUGUUUGGUCAUAACGCCAAUGACUUUCCUCCUCCCAAGCAUCCUGCGUUUACGUCGGGAAGGAAGCCACACGUCAAGAAUGACGACCUCAGUGGAGAAAACAGCGCUUCUGUUAAUGACAUUACUCUCACUGAUGUUUAUGGCCGUUGAAAUAUUUUGAAUUAUUGAGAGAUGUAUCUUAUUUUUGAUAACUAUGAAACAAGGAGGAAGCCGGAGAAGAAAUGGGGAAGAGUGGUGGUGGUGGUUAGCUCCCUGCUGAUGGAUCUGAUGUUUUCAUUGUUCCCAUGGUUUCUCCUCUUAUUACCUUUGUAAGACUUAUUUAUGAUCAUACUCUUUCUGGAUUAUGCUUAUUGGCUGAUGAAUUUACUGAGUUUAUCUUUGGGGUAGUGGUUAAAAUGUCACAUAAAAGUUUUUUUUUCCACAAACUCUUUAGGAGAAAUAAAAAGCAUAAAGUUAUUGCCAGUCAUUAUCAUCUUUAACUUCACCUGCUAUGGGAUGUAACUAU